Molecule: messenger RNA, 4571 nt
Organism: Grus americana (Whooping crane)
Lineage: Eukaryota; Metazoa; Chordata; Aves; Gruiformes; Gruidae
Gene: MOCS1
Product: molybdenum cofactor synthesis 1
Exons: 11
Coding region: 57-2081 (674 amino acids)
Biological process (GO): Mo-molybdopterin cofactor biosynthetic process
Molecular function (GO): GTP 3',8'-cyclase activity; 4 iron, 4 sulfur cluster binding; cyclic pyranopterin monophosphate synthase activity
Source: RefSeq, a predicted model, not a curated record
GCGCGAGGUUGGCGACGGCGCCGGAGCCCCCCGCGUGUUGGGGGCCGGCGAGCCGCAUGGCGGCGGCGUGGGGGCGGCGCGGCGGCCCCGCGCUCCUGCGGGGGGCGCUGGGGGCAGCCCCGGGCCGCGCCUGCAGCUCCGGGGCGCCCGUGAGGGCUCCCUCCGCCGCGGCUCAGGAAUUGCAGAGCUCAGGAAGAGGACGCUUUCUACUGGAACAUGCUGCUCCCUUCUCUGCUUUUUUGACAGACAGCUUUGGGCGUCAGCACAACUACUUGCGAAUUUCUUUGACCGAGAAAUGCAACCUCAGGUGUCAGUAUUGUAUGCCAGAGGAAGGUGUUCAGCUGACCCCUAAGUCAGAGCUCCUUACUGCUCAGGAGAUAAUCACCCUAGCCAGACUGUUUGUAAAAGAAGGUGUGGAGAAGAUCCGACUGACAGGAGGAGAGCCACUUAUCCGACCCGAUGUAGUUGAUAUUGUGGGUCAACUGUACAAGCUAGAAGGGCUGAAAACCAUUGCUGUCACAACCAACGGGAUCAACUUAGCCAGAUUGCUGCCCCGACUGAAGGAGGCAGGACUGAAUGCCAUUAACAUUAGCCUGGAUACUUUGGUCCCAGCUAAAUUUGAGUUCAUUGUCCGGAGGAAAGGCUUUCACAAGGUAAUGGAAGGAAUCCACAAAGCUACUGAACUUGGCUACCGUCCUGUUAAGGUCAACUGUGUGGUGAUGCGAGGCUUCAAUGAGGAUGAACUGCUGGGCUUUGUGGAUUUCACAAAGGAUCUGCCCCUUGAUGUGCGGUUCAUAGAAUACAUGCCCUUUGAUGGCAACAAAUGGAACUUCAAGAAGAUGGUGAGCUACAAAGAAAUGCUUGAUACAAUUAAACAGCGAUGGCCUGAAUUGGAGAAAUUGCCCUGUGAAACUUCCAGCACAGCCAAGAGUUAUAAGGUGCCACAUUUCCAGGGACAAAUCAGCUUUAUCACCUCCAUGUCAGAGCACUUCUGCGGAUCCUGCAAUCGGCUGAGGAUAACAGCAGAUGGGAACCUAAAGGUGUGCCUUUUUGGGAAUUCAGAAGUGUCCUUGAGAGAUCACCUACGGUCAGGUGCCUCAGAGGAAGAGUUGGUUCAAAUCAUUGGAGCAGCAGUGGGCAGAAAAAAGAAACAGCAUGCUGGCAUGUUUAACAUUUCCCAGAUGAAAAACCGGCCAAUGAUCCUGAUUGAGCCUGCAUUGAUGUCAUUCCCACUAUGCCAAGAUGCCCUACAGAAUCCCCCAAAUUCAAAACAGUGGGGCCACACAUUUAGCCAUUGGCUGACUUUGAGAGCAAGUUUACCCAAACAAAUGGGAAAAGCACUAAUGAACAAUAAGCUUACAGGACAACUUUUCCUGCCAGGAUCUCAUCCAGAGCAACAGUGGCACAUAACAACAGGAAUUUUACAAACCCAGCUCAGAGGCUGCUGUGUCUUCCAGAAGCACCCAAGCUCCACAUCUGACACAAAGUGCCUUGAGGCUUCUCCAGUUGGCCAAGUUUCUGUGGCCUGUCAGUCCAAAGAGGCAAGUCCAGGAUCUGAAUUCUGUACCAGGGAUUCAGGAUCUCACACCAAGGUACCUUGUGCCUCUGACAACUUGACUCACACUGAUGAGGAAGGACGGGCCACAAUGGUUAAUGUUGGAGGGAAGCCAGAUUCAAGAAGAAGUGCUGUUGCUGCUGCUGUGGUCCGCCUGGGUGAGAAGGCAUUUCGGAUGGUGAGGCAGAACCAGGUGAAGAAAGGGGAUGUGCUGGCAGUAGCCCAGAUUGCAGGAAUUCAGGGAGCCAAGCUAACUAGCCAGUUGAUCCCAUUGUGUCACAACAUCCCCCUCAACCACGUUGAGGUGUCUCUGAGCCUGGAUGAGACCAGAUAUGCAGUGGUGAUUCGCAGUUCCUGUCAGACCUGGGGGAGGACAGGCGUGGAGAUGGAAGCUCUAACAGCUGCCAGCCUGGCUGCCCUGACUGUGUAUGACAUGUGCAAAGCAGUUACUCAUGACAUUGUGAUCGAAGAGGUGAAGUUGCUUAGUAAGACAGGCGGGCAGAGGGGAGACUUCUCAAGGGUCUAGAUCAUAUCCAGACACCUCCAGCCCUUCAAGGUGACCACUGCUUAUGUUCAACCUCUUCUAGAAUGACUUCUGCUCAGCUGGUAGGCUUGGAGAUCUCAGCAGGUGUACCAUACAACAACUCUACACCUCCAGCUUUGCCUUACCCCAUCAGCUUACUGCUGGGUGAACAGUGAAGCCACUUAUCCUUGUUGAUAACCAUGUGUGUUUUUUAGAGACCAGCCUUCUCCACUCUGCCAAUACCUUUAUUUCAGUGUCCUCACCUUAAGAGAUGAUUUUUUUUUUUUUUCCCUUCUUGCUGUGAAAUAGUUAUAGCUGCUGUCAUCACACCAUGCAACUGUGAGCUCUGGAAAUGAAGCAAGUGCUGAAAGUGCUGUUAUUUGGCAACUAUUUUUAAGUCAAGGAUUAAGAUUUCAGAAUUGUGUCUGUCCAUCUGUCCCCCUGACCUCCGUAGUUGGAUUUAGAAGGUGACAGUGAGAUCACCACAGUUCAGGAACCUUACCAUACAGCAGAGAUUAUAACUGGAACAGCCAGGUUAGAGGGGCAGCUCCCACCCCUUUGCAUUGCCACUGCUUCCCUUGCCUGCAAGUGGGAAAUAUUCACGUAUCAGUUUCAAAAGAAAAAAAAAUAGCAACUGCCCCAUUCUCUGCCUUGAGGGCUCUGUAAAACAUGAUGUAGCAACAGAGGAAUUCUGGGUUUGGAAGAAUUAUUUUGCUGAUCUGAAAGAUACCUUUUACAGCAUUAGAAGCAUGUUCCAGCAUUUUGACCUUAGCACUCAAAUAGGUUGAGGCCUUGUGUCUGCAUGCUUAAGGGCUCAAUUAUGGCAUGCACAGAGGUAGGUGUCAGCUCUCCCUGUCCAUAGAAAUAGCUGUCACACCAAGCCCCAGAAGACUCAGGUUUUUAAUCCUACAGUGCAGCUCCCCGUAACCAGCAACCUGCAUAGUCCUGAUACAUAAAACAAACUUUAAGACUAGUAGUCAUUUGGAAGAGUAAGGUAGUUGCUGUUGCCUCAGCCAUAGGGUUUUCCUGCAUGUUUCUCUAAUUGGCUUUCAUGAAGUCUUCUGGUCUCACAGCACUUAAGUGUCUCCAUAAACUUACCAGUGGCCACUGUCAUGUAGCAUUAAAUAGCUCUGAUAAUUGACUAUUCUAGAUAAGAAAUUACUCAACAUUGUUGCUAAUACUGAUGGAUACUUUUCUAAUAUUAAUUUAAAUGCUGCAAACAGGGUGUUUUCAACUUUGGUUUACUUGUUUUCUAGUGCUUAUGCCUAAUGUGAAGUUGCAUAUGAUUCAGGGUGCUCCCUUUCCAUACGCACAGAGAGCCGAAGACAGCUCUAGUAACAUCAAAGAGGCUACUGAAAAAGCAUUUUAAACUUCUCAAGUAGCUGCAUCUCAUGAAAUAAGGUUAAAUUGCUGUAAGCAUCAGUAAAGCACACACCACACUGUCACGCACAUCCUGCUUAUUUAAAGUAAGCAUAGGUCUGAGAUGAGGAGGCAAUAGGUUUUACUACACAUCCUUUACAAGUCUUAUACACUAGCUACCACAGCAGGCACUUUUUCCAUUGCAGGUGAAUUAAUUUGAUUCUUUAGUCAUUGUCACUGAGAGAAAGGCACAUCCAGUGACACACAUAGCAGCUACAGCUGAAAGUGGAAGGAGUCUGGAAAGCUUGGUGCCCAAACUCCAUAAACAUCUGUACGCCUACAUUGAGUGUUAAUAGUCCCCAUUCCCUUGAUAUCACUGAUCUAACUUAAUAGCAGGGGCACUCCCGCUCCUUCCUAGGAGCGUACCCAGCACUGCCCUACUGAGCACCAACAAUCCCCUGACCCUGCAAAGAGACCGUGUUCAUCUGUGGAGCUGCUGUGCCCAUAGCGCAAACAUUUCCCUAGCUCUGUGUGGAAACAGGUUGACAGGAAAAGGAAGCACGUGUGUAACCCCUGCUAAAUUAACUGAUUUACACAAGCACUUAACUGCCCCCACCAUGCACAACAUACCCUGCCCUCCUGGCCUUCACCCAAGGCUUUAGCUAGUUUUUAAAACUAAAAGGAAACUAGAUCUACUCAGUAGUAAUAAAAUGAUGCUUUGGGGCAUAUGAUUCUUUGGCUUCUGAGAAGUUUGCAUCAUGCUGUAAAGCUCACACAAAGGAUUCAAGACCAUACAAGGGACUAUAAGAGCACGUGCACGACUGCCACGCACAUUUUACUACUUACGCACAUUUCACUACUUCCUUGGGUUGAGAGUGGCUGGAAGCUUUGGGCAAGCAGACUUUGGUGCCAUUUUAUGCUUAUGUUACAUUAUCAAGUCUUGAAACUAUGCACAUUUAUAAUAAUGAACCAAGCACGAGUCAACAUUUUGCAAGAGAAAUGAGCUGAUAGCACUGUAUGUUUCAGUGGUGCUGGGUGGGCAAUGAUGUAAUACAUGCUGAUGAAGUGACUACUUUUUGGAGGCUUGCUUUUUUUUUGUCCACUGCAUUUUUAAUAAAUACUAGUUGUAACGCA